AUGAAACUUAAAGUUCUUAUAUUUGUCUGUUUAGUUCUGAGUAGCGUUGUGGGGUUUUCUCAUGGGGGUAGCCUCGUAAAAAACUUCUACAAGAAAAGCUGUCGUCGUGCAGAAGCCAUCGUAAAGGAGGUUACAGAGGAAAAUGUGGCCAAUAAUCCCAAUUUACCCGCAAAGUUGCUAAGAAUGCAUUUCCAUGACUGCUUUGUUAGGGGAUGCGAUGGAUCGGUUCUGCUAAGCUCGACGGAGAGUAACACAGCGGAAAAGGACGCAGUUCCAAACCAAUCAUUGGCAGGUUUCGACGUGAUUGAUGCCAUCAAAGAAAAGGUUGAGAAGGAAUGUCCAGGAAUCGUUUCUUGUGCUGAUAUUCUUGCCUUGGCAGCUAGAGACUCCGUUACCUACAAAUUUAAGAAACCCACGUGGGAUGUGCUUACGGGAAGAAGAGAUGGCACGGUAUCACUAAUCAGUGAGGCAUUGCUCAAUAUUCCAAGUCCUUCCUCCAACUUCACCAAACUUAAAAACACUUUUGCCCGUAAAGGUCUCAAUGUCCACCACCUUGUGGUACUAUCAGGAGGUCACACAAUAGGAGUAGCGCAUUGCAAUUUCUUCAGCGACAGGCUCUACAACUUCACAGGAAAAGGCGAUCAGGACCCUUCCUUGGACUCGAACUACGCGGAAUUCUUGAAGAGCAAAUGCUCUCCUAAUGACGCAGGAGCGACAACCGUUGAAAUAGACAAUAACAGCUCCCUCGACUUCGACACCAACUUCUACAAGAUCCUUAAAGAGAACAAGGGUCUAUUCCAGUCCGACGCGGCGCUUCUAACAAACAAAGUCGCUCGCAACACCGUCGGGGAGUUGGUCGACCGCGACACCUUCUUCAAGGAGUUUGCUCAAUCCAUGAAGACGAUGGGAGCUAUUGAGGUCCUUACCGGCACGGCUGGUGAGAUUAGGAACAAGUGUUCGGCUGUCAAUUCUUGA
Molecule: messenger RNA, 975 nt
Organism: Morus notabilis
Lineage: Eukaryota; Viridiplantae; Streptophyta; Magnoliopsida; Rosales; Moraceae
Product: peroxidase 3
Exons: 4
Coding region: 1-975 (324 amino acids)
Biological process (GO): hydrogen peroxide catabolic process; response to oxidative stress
Cellular component (GO): plant-type cell wall; plasmodesma
Molecular function (GO): peroxidase activity; heme binding
Source: RefSeq, a predicted model, not a curated record